Messenger RNA from Zophobas morio, 3895 nucleotides. RefSeq lists its product as uncharacterized. NCBI's taxonomy places the organism in Eukaryota, Metazoa, Arthropoda, Insecta, Coleoptera, Tenebrionidae. The record is from RefSeq and is a predicted model, not a curated record. The coding region runs from base 353 to 3862 and encodes 1169 amino acids. The transcript has 2 exons.
CAACAAUACCAGAAUAAUUAUAAAAAAUGUAGUUUUAACGAGUACAAUUAGUGUAACAAAAAAAACUUUGACUAGUGUAGUUUUGAAAAUAAUAAAAACUUGAGGCAGGGAAUUCACUUAUUCAGGGUUCAUUCAGUGUUAAAGUAAAACUUGAAUUUUUUAGCACCGUAUCAAUGGCAUUUCUAGGUUAGGUUAGUUAAUUUAUGUUGGCUACCAUUUGGGUCUAUCUUGUCUUCGGCGGUGACAGGGAAUCUGGCAACACUGCUUCUCGUAAACACUUAAGCGUUUUGUGACUUAAGCCUUAAGCUUAAGCACUGCUUUCUUCAAUCUCGUCACUUAUUGAAAUUAAACAAUGUCUACCAUUGUUGAACACUUCAUAAAUCAGUUCCACAAUAUAGAAGGCACAACUAUUGCACUUAGGCAUAAAAAUUUUUUCAAGUUGUUGCACGAGAUUGCACCACUGGUGAGUACCAAAGGGGACGCGCUGGAUGCCAUCACAUUAAAUUUAAAUCCACGAACUUACCUAGAAAGCUUAUUCAGAGUCGAUUUUCUAAUUUACUUUCGACGAUCACAAGAAUUGCUGAAUAUACUGAAACAAGGGAAUGAUGUUUUUGUCAGCAAAAUAGUGAAGCAAGUUUGGUUUUUUAAAGAAGUGUUUGGAGACGUUCCAGCACACCAACUGGUAAAUGAAAUUUUACCGUGUAUGUCUUUUUCGGUUCGUAUGAAAAUACUGAGGAAGUUGAGCAGAUUUUCACUGAGUGAGAAAUUUGAUGAAAUUUAUGACGCUCUUGUUAAUCGGUAUGGAUUGUAUUUCGCGUCACAGUUUAUUACUGGUUGUAGUCCUGCAAAAGUAAGGCAAAUUUUAAUUGAAAAUCCAGUUAAACUGACAUCAACACAGUUAAAAAAUUUGUAUUUAAAGGAUUCACAGCUCAUAGAUUUUUACUUUAGUUAUAAUAAAAGUUCUUUUGAUUCACAGGUAUAUGAAAGGCUGAUAAGGUUUAUUUUUAAUAACGACCAUGCCUUGUUUGAUUAUCUAAAAUGUAAGUAUAAACUGUGUACACAUCUCGGUCGAAGAGCUACAAAAAAAUUUGUAAUGCUUAAAAAAGAUGAAAUAAUCAAGAAUCCUUACAAAUUUGAUUACAUAAAUAUGGAAGCUGUUUUAAGAAAAAUCGGUGGAGAUUCAGUGCUACUCUUUAGAAAUGCUCUGCCUGAGCAAAUCCCAGACCACUUCAUUAAUAGCGAUUGGCUGUUUCGCAGUUUCCCUAAAAAGUACCAUUAUAGCUUGUUUAUAAAAACUUUUCAAGAUCACUAUAAGAUAAAAUUAGCUGAUCAUCCUGCCAUAAUUAGUGAGGAACUAUUAAAAAUCAUACCUGACAACAAAGAACGGGCAGCUUUAGCAAAAGUUUUAGUAGACACAGGCCAUGAUGAGUACCUCAAAUACUUACUUAUUGAAGACUCUGUUCGCUUAAUCAAAGAAAUCAUUAAUGUAACGUCGGAUAUUAAAGAAAGGGGUAAAUUAAUAAAAUGCGUAAUUGAAACGUGCCGUAUUAAUAACGACAUACCGGCUUUAUUUGACGUUAUGAAAUAUUUUUGUUUUAGACAUAAAAAUGAUGAAUUAAAUGUACAUUUGCAGUUUAUAAAUAACAUCGAAAAUCUGUUUGGUUUUAAAAAAUUCACUGAAGAAAUGUGGGCUACUUUAAAUGAGUUAUUGGCCAUUCACAUGUUGAAAUUUGAUGAACGUCAAUCCACGUACGAAAAAAUACAAACAAUGCCUUUAGUUAGUGUAAAUUUAGGAACUUCUGUUUACCAAAAAUUGUCUUAUUUGGAGUUUUUGUUCAAAAAGGGCGACGUGAUUGAUGAGUUAGUUAAAGAAUACUUCACUACUAACACUGAGUUCCCUGAAUACAGUCACUACGAUAAAAACUUUGGGAAAUGUUUCUUAUUGUUCGUUAUAAACAAUAUAGCUCAUAACGACAUACACUUUAACUACAACUUAAUUUGUGAGAUUGAUAGUUGGAAUAAUGUCUAUAAAGACAAUCAGUUAUCUUUUUAUGAUUUUCCGAUACUAGUUCACACGUUUAACCAAAUUAUUAUGAGGGAUAGACUGGCGAUAGAGUAUCCUGGCGUAUUUCAUGCGUUCCGCAAUAAAAUUUUUACCACAGAAGAGAAUCUGUUUAAAAAUGAAUAUAUGCAGAUGUAUUGGGAGCAUUAUAAAAGGUUAGCAAAACUGACUGAUAUUCGAUGGUUUUUGAAAUACGAUCCUCUUACCAUCGUGGCCAACUUAAAGAUGGUUUUUAAAAUGUUGAAUAAAAAAUUCAACGGGAGAUUGCGUUUGAACUUAUGGAGACAGAUUAAAAAAUUUAGUCACUUGCAGUUAGGUGAAAAAUCAAUUGAAACGUGUUUAACAAUGCUGAGUGAUGAAGAAGGCACUAGGAUGAAAUCGUGUCCUAUUCGUUUCUUGUCUGUUUUAAUGAAACCUGAAGAUUACGCAGCAUUGGCCGAUGCACAUAAACCUGGGAACACAGAACUAAACCUAGAAAGCGAAAACGAUGUCAGACGAUAUAAAUUACAAUGUGCUAUAGCCAUGCAUUUUAAAAACACAAAAAGCUACGAAGUGCUUCCUUCUUUGCUGAGCUAUUGUACCGAUGAUUUCUUUAGAUAUGCUAAGAAAUCGCUUUACAGUUUGCUGUAUCGAACACCAGAAAACGAACUUCCUCAGUAUUUGAAUUACUUAUCGAAUAAUGAGGCGUUGUCAGUACAUGCCUUAUACAUAACGUGUGAACUGACUGCCUCGUCAAAAAUUGAAAGUAUACUUAAGCAAGAAACACAAUCGCUACAGAGGUACCUAUUUCCACCUACAAUUAAUUACUUUGUAAAAAAUCCUAGUGAUUCGAUAUUCGAAUUAGUCAAGAUGUAUAUACCGCUAAUUAUACGAGGUGACGAGAAAUCCUUAAAUAUUUUAAUGGAACAUUUGACGAAGAUACCUCAGAAGUAUAGAGCUCAGUAUAUUCCAUUAAUUUGGAACUGCUUUGAAAAUACCGUAUAUGAAUGGGAAAAAUUGUUAUCCUUAAAAAAGAGAAUUCUUAGCUGUGUGACCUGCGAAAUAGCUAGAGAAAUUCCAUUAGAAUUUGGCGUACGAGUUAUUCAACAACACCUCUUUGCGAACAAUAAAGAUAGAAGAAGAAAUCCGAAUAUAGUUCCUUUCAUGUUCAUAUUUUUAAGCAGCAAGGACGAAAAGCAACUUAUUUUUAACAAAAUCUUUUCCUUCGUUGACCAAUGUACGUGUAAAGAAGAAAUGUUUACUGUUCUUCGUGAUUUGUAUCACCAAGUUAUGAGUUCAACGAGUGAUAAUUUGCGAUACAUGGAACCGUACGUGAACUACUUUGAAAAGAAAGUUUCACUGACUGAAGAUUUUUAUGAUUUCAUUAAAAUUUUUUUCUUAAAAUGCAAGUUGGAAUCAAGUCAAUGGACUGUCGACCACUUGGCUAACAAAAUUUUAGUUUUCUUUGAAGAAGUAGUUGCAAAAUGUGGACCGUGGGUGAUUCAUUUAUUUGCAAGAGAAAUGAACGUCGGCUUGGCGUAUUUUGCAAAAAAACCUGUUACAAGAAAUGAGUUCUACUGUGCCAUGAUGAAGCAACGUCCGAUUCCUAUCGUGGCAAUUUUGCUGUUGGAGGUAGUUUCGGAACCAUCGUGCGGCAGCUCGCCAGAUGGAAAAGCGCAUUACCAUGAAUUGUUGCAACUGAUAAAAAAUAUUGAAGAUCCCGCUGUGCAAAUUUUUUUAGGACGUAAAAAAUAUAAGUCGUAUGGUCGAAGCGUUUCUGAAGAUAGGGAUGAUGUUUCUGUAAAUUGGGAGUAUAUGUAACAUGAUAUUUAUUUAAAUAAAAAAUAUCUGAUG